Messenger RNA from Malus domestica (apple), 1317 nucleotides. RefSeq names its product AT-hook motif nuclear-localized protein 13-like. The record is from RefSeq and is a predicted model, not a curated record. NCBI's taxonomy places the organism in Eukaryota, Viridiplantae, Streptophyta, Magnoliopsida, Rosales, Rosaceae. Gene Ontology annotation, molecular function: minor groove of adenine-thymine-rich DNA binding.
UUCCCAAAAUACCCUUGAUUCACUAGUUUAAAUACCCACCAACCAUACGCUAUUCCCACUUCCUAAGAACCCAACAUCAAUCUCUCUUCCUCCAACUCUUCUUUCUCUUGUAAGUCCUAACCAUUUGUUCUCUUCAGAUCUUAAAGUCAUUCUACUAUUUAUCUAGUAUCUACAUUAAUAUUUCAUACACAAUCUCACUCAUCGUCGAUUAGAAGAACCUACCAAUCCCAUGGAAGAGCAAAAGAUCACCGACUCUUUUCCUCAGACUCCGCUCACUGAUAGGGAGCCCACCAAUGCAACGGACACUUUAAUGGAAUCCUCAACCAUGACCUUAGAUUCCAAUGUAGUGAAUGGAGUGAAGUUGGAGUCUGCUGAUGGAAUUGGAGUGAAGUUGGAGUUUGACGGUGAUGAAAGUGGAGUAAAGUUGGAAUCCGAUGGAGAUGAACAUGGAGUGAAGUUGGAGUAUGAAGAAAAUGGAUCGGGGGCCGCCAAAGAAGGACUAAAGGAAACAGGUAGGUUUCCUGUGUACCCCGCUCGGGUAGAGUAUCAUAUACUGAUUGUUGCGCCUGGUCAGAACAUUCUUCGUGAAUUACUUUUAUUAUCUCAAUCAACUAAUGCAACAAUGAAUGUUCUUUCUGCUGUCGGUGUGGUUUCCACCGUUUGUAUCCGCAAACCUACUGGUGCUUAUCUGAGAUUCAAGGGUUCAUUUCGGAUUAUCUCUCUAUCUGGAACAUUUAUAAAUAGUUCAAUGUGUAAUCCACUUGGAGAAAAUAGGAUGGUAACUGCUUGGCUGGCUAAUCCUGAAGGGACGUCUUUUGGUGGUUCUGUAGUCGGUUUUAUGAUAGCUGCUGCGCCUGUUCAAAUCGUUGUUGCUUGUUUUGAGCCAGACACCAGCAAAGAAAAGAAUGGUAAUCCUGCUUCUCCGCCGAGUUUUUGUCAGAAUGGUAAUCCUGCUUCCAUACCGGGUUUUCGUCAGAAUGACAAUCCUGCUUCUCCACCGAGUUUUGGUCAGAGUGUCAAUCCUGCUUCUUCACCGGAUUUUGGUCACAAUGUCCCGCAGCCAAUGCUGGGUCCAUGAACAUCUCUUGACGUCAUCCCUUUUGUUCCUUAGACAUAGAGGUCUAUGCUGAGCUUCUGACCUGAAGAAGUGUGUUAUUCAGUUUGCAAGGCCACAGUGCAAGGUUUCCACCGGUGUUUGAUAUACCCGUAAAUGGAUUUUGCUCUUUGGUUUAAGGAUCGGUAUUUGGAACUUCCUGCAGUAGAGAUAUUAUUUGCAGCUACUUUUGCAAAGACGGUACAACAUUAUAUUGUGUAGAU